Messenger RNA from Chara braunii, 800 nucleotides. The record is from the annotation of a GenBank genome assembly. NCBI's taxonomy places the organism in Eukaryota, Viridiplantae, Streptophyta, Charophyceae, Charales, Characeae.
AAGGAGGGGAAGCCUUUUUUUCUUUCUUUUUUUCGUAGGAGAUGGCUAUGGAGGGAUGUUUGUCACGUUGUUUGGCAGAGGAGCGGGAGAAGAGGGGGGAGCAGCGAGAGGAGCGGGAGGAGGAGGUGCGGAAGGAGGAGCAGGAGGAGGAGGUGCAGCAGGAGGAGCGCUAGGAGUAGUGGGAGGAGGGGCGGGAGAAGGAGCGCGAGGGAAACAGGAAGGGGCAGAGGAGGUGCGGGAGGAGGGGUGGGAGAAGGAGCGGGAGGAGGAGCGGAAGGGCAAACCGGGAGGGGAAGGAGGAGCGGGAGCAACAGAAGGAGGAGCUGGAGGAGCGGGAGGGGGAGGAGGAGUGGGAGGAGGAGCGGGAGAAGGAGCAGGACGGAGAAGUUGGAGAACGGGAAGGGGCGGAGGAGGCGCACGAGGAGGAGCAGGAGGAGCAGGAACCUUUUUUCUUUUUCUCUUUGUGAGAGAUGGCUAUGGCGGGAUCUUUGUCACGUUGUUUGGCGGAGGAGGAGCGGGAAAAGGGGUGGGAGCAGCGGGAGGAGGGAAGGAGGCGCGGGAGGAGGAGCAGGAAGAGCGGCAGGAGGAGCGGCGGGAGUCGCCGGGGGAAGCGGCAGGAGGGGCUGGAGAAGGAGCAUCAGGAGAAACGGGAAGGGGAGGAGAAGGCGCGGGAGAAGGAGCGAGCAUUUUGUUGCUGUCUCUCGAGAGGAAGGAUGAUGGUGGUGACGAGACACGGGAGAGGGAGGGAAAUGGUGACGAUGAUUAGGGCGUUGACGAGGAGCAUCUCAAGGGAUCUAGAU